Molecule: messenger RNA, 4636 nt
Organism: Danio aesculapii
Lineage: Eukaryota; Metazoa; Chordata; Actinopteri; Cypriniformes; Danionidae
Gene: yes1
Product: YES proto-oncogene 1, Src family tyrosine kinase
Exons: 12
Coding region: 364-2004 (546 amino acids)
Biological process (GO): protein phosphorylation; cell differentiation; cell surface receptor protein tyrosine kinase signaling pathway
Cellular component (GO): extrinsic component of cytoplasmic side of plasma membrane
Molecular function (GO): signaling receptor binding; non-membrane spanning protein tyrosine kinase activity; ATP binding
Source: RefSeq, a predicted model, not a curated record
UCCACUAUUCCUAGAGCUGUCUUUUGUCAUGUAGCAUAGCCACACAAUCUCUACCGGUUCCGGUUUAAAGGUUUUCGUUUGCCUGGAUUGCUCACGGUUACUUUUCCUUUUACUGCAACAGAAGAACAAACACACGUAACGUGACUGGAUUAAUAAUAUCUAUCACGGAUUUCCCUUCACAGCAUUUAUUUAUCACGUCUCGUGAGGUGUUAGAUGGCAACGGAAUGGGACAGGCUGUGAUUUUCAAGUUGAACAUAACAAUACCACUGUGAGUGCAACACCGAAACGUUAACUAAGGACGAAGCUGUCGGAAGGCGUAUGUAACCGCAAGAAAGGGAAAACGGUUCGGCAAAAGGCUUGACUAUGGGCUGUGUCAAGAGUAAAGAGGACAAGGGUCCCACACAGAAGUACCGACCAGAUCCCACCAAUCCCACCCCUGGGUCACACAUGGGCCUCUAUGGACCAGACCCCACUCAGAUGGGUCAGUCACCAGCCCUGAAGGGUCCCACCAACAACUACAACAGUCGCACCUCUGGCCUCACCCCUUUUGGUGGCUCUUCCUCUGUCAUCACACCUUUCGGUGGAGCCUCGUCCUCCUUCUCUACGGUGGCAGUGAACAACCCUUUUCCUGGUGCCGUCACAGGUGGUGUAACAUUCUUCGUGGCCUUAUAUGAUUAUGAAGCCAGGACAUCAGAUGACCUCUCCUUCAGUAAAGGCGAUAGAUUUCAGAUCAUCAACAACACAGAGGGUGACUGGUGGGAGGCUCGCUCCAUCAACACAGGCCAGAAGGGCUACAUUCCCAGCAAUUACGUGGCCCCUGCAGACUCCAUCCAGGCGGAAGAAUGGUACUUUGGGAAAAUGGGUCGUAAAGAUGCUGAGCGACUGCUGCUUCUUCCCGGAAACCAACGGGGCACCUUUUUGGUCCGAGAAAGUGAGACCACUAAAGGAGCUUACUCUCUUUCAAUACGAGACUGGGAUGAGAUGAAGGGAGACAACGUGAAACACUACAAAAUCCGAAAGCUUGACAACGGAGGCUAUUACAUCACUACAAGGGCUCAGUUUGACACCCUACAGAAACUGGUGAAGCAUUACACAGAGCAUGCAGAUGGGCUGUGUUAUCGACUCACUACAGUGUGUCCGACGGUGAAGCCCCAAACUCAGGGUCUGGCUAAAGAUGCAUGGGAAAUUCCUCGAGAGUCCCUGCGUCUGGAGCUCAAGCUGGGUCAGGGCUGCUUCGGAGAGGUCUGGAUGGGCACUUGGAAUGGCACGACAAAAGUAGCUAUAAAGACCCUGAAGCCGGGCACCAUGUCUCCUGAGGCCUUCCUGCAGGAGGCCCAGAUCAUGAAGAAGCUCCGGCAUGAUAAGCUUGUUCCGCUGUAUGCUGUUGUGUCUGAAGAGCCAAUUUACAUCGUCACUGAAUACAUGGGCAAAGGGAGCUUGCUGGACUUUUUGAAGGAGGGUGAGGGUAAAUACCUCAAACUGCCCCAGCUGGUAGAUAUGGCUGCCCAGAUUGCAGAUGGCAUGGCCUUCAUCGAGAGGAUGAACUACAUACAUAGAGACCUGAGGGCUGCGAACAUCCUGGUGGGAGACAAUCUGGUCUGCAAGAUCGCCGACUUUGGCCUGGCUAGACUGAUCGAAGACAAUGAAUACACUGCUAGACAAGGAGCCAAGUUCCCCAUUAAGUGGACUGCACCAGAAGCAGCUCUGUACGGCCGAUUCACUAUUAAAUCUGACGUCUGGUCCUUCGGGAUCCUGCUGACUGAGCUGGUCACCAAGGGCAGAGUGCCAUAUCCAGGCAUGGUGAACCGCGAGGUGUUGGAGCAGGUGGAGCGGGGCUACAGAAUGCCAUGUCCUCAGGGCUGCCCAGAGUCGCUGCACGAAAUGAUGCGGCUCUGCUGGAAGAAGGAGCCCGACGAGCGGCCAACAUUCGAAUACAUCCAGUCCUUCCUAGAGGACUAUUUCACCGCCACUGAGCCACAGUAUCAGCCCGGAGACAACCUGUAGAGACACUAGCUCUACAGGCCCCAGACACUCGCCACCACGUGCUAAUAAGCCACCGGGACGCUUCCCAAACCUUCCCUACACACUUGUCCUUACAGAGAGUUUCUUUUGUUGUGUUUUUCUUUAUUUCUCCCCCCAGUCAAAUUGGAAAAGCGCAUCGGUCAUAUCCUUCACAGCGUGACUCUGUGGUCAGACUGUUCUCUGCCGGAGGAUGUGUGAAUGUGUGUAUGUGUGGUGGAGUUGAUGAGGACAGCAUUUGUGUGUGGUUGUGUGUGUUUUUGAGCGAGACCACAUCGCGCUCCUAGAACUCUGCUGGAGUGAUUCCUCAAUCUGCAGACAGAGGGAGCUGUGCAGCAGGCUUUGUGCUAAUGGCUGGUUCACAGUUGCACAAAAUCAGCCUUUUUAUUGUUUUUUUUUUCCUCCUUUUACCUGUAUUCUUUUUUUUUCCCUCCUGAACACAAAAUCUUAUCGUUAAAUCAGUCUUUCUUAUUUUGUUUUUUCAGUUCCCCCCCAUUUUUUUUAAUAGUAGUUUGAGUAGUUCAUUAAAAGUGACCAAUAACUGUGGUUAAAUUGGUGGGCGCUAACAGAAACUCUUAGUGCCAUUGUAGGGAUGAUGGGACAGUGGAAGUUAAAAGAAUGACAGAAAGAAAGAGAGAGAGAAAUGCAUGAGGGCAUUAGCCGUUCUGAAUGUAUGAGUGCUUGAGAACGUUUGCUUUUUAAAACAUUAUUUAGAGAGGCAGUUUUGUUUUUUCUAAAACACUUUUAUAACAAAUUGUGAUUUUUCAAUAAGAUCCUACAAUUACUGCAGUCAUUCUCCAUCUCUAGGAGAGCUUGAAAUCAUAUCCUGGGAGAUUAUUUGUUUUAGUAAACAUUUCUGAUGACCAAUUGCCAUUUCAGCCAGCUGCUAAUUUCCAAGCAGAAAAUUAUUGUACAAAAAAAGCAUUAUUUCAUCUUCAAUAAUUCAAUGGUAGUUUAGGAAACUCAUUUCAACUGUGAGAUUAAAAAAAAAACGAAUUAAAAGUGGACAAAUUGUGACUUUAUCUCAUAUUUUAUCUGGAGAAUCGCAAGAUAGAUAUUCUGAAUUGCAAGAAUAAGCUUACAAUUCUGGGAAAAAGCUUUAGAUUUAUUUAAGACUCCGUGUAUAUCUCUCAAUAAUGACUUUUUUUUUCUCAGAAAUCUUUUGUUUCUCAUCUCUACAUAUUUACAGGCGUUUGAUUUCAUUUCUUGUAAUUUUGAGUAUAUAUCCCUCACCACCCAGAAUUACAUGUCCAUUAUUUACAACUAAAAGACACAGUGUUGCAGUUUUAGAGGGAAAAAAGUCAGAAGUAUAAGAAUUUAUUUUAGAAAUUUAAAUCUGUACAUUUAGAAAUCUGAGAUGGAGUCAGGGGUUCCUAGGAGAAAAAAAGUCUGAAUUUGCAAUUACAAGACACAAAUUCGCAAGUUCGAUCGUAAAAAGAAAACUGGCAAUUAUGAGAUAAAUGUCACAACUGCUUUAUUUUUUAUUGUGCUUCUCGAGUAAUUUAUCAGAGAGAGCCUUGAUGAACAAAACACCAGACCUGCCAGACAGCACUUCUCCAUGCUGCUGUUCACCCCGACGGCUCUUAAUAUCACAACUGCAAAGCCUGAGUUUCCUUUUUACCCUCAUCAGCACCGACACUGCCAGGUUUGUUUUUAUUUCAUGCCAACACAUUUGUAGUGUGGCCAACCUCUCGGUACAAAACUCAUUGUUCUCUCAUGUACACUCCAAUAAAUGAACCACAGAGAUUUAUUGACCUUUCGCUGACGUCAGUAUAUAUUUCAAAAGAGCCAUCAUUUCUUCAUCUUGACAUACGAAUGUGAGCUUGCUGAAAUCCUUUCACACAGAUGCGUUUGUUGACGUUUUUCUUCAACAGGAAUCAGAAUGGCAGAAACUGGUUCAACAUGAUGUACCACAUUUGCUGCUUGCUGGAGUUUUUCCUGUUUAGGCAUCGAUCACUGUGAAAUAUUCAGGUACUACAGAUUAAAACCAUUUGCCAACCAAAGUUCAGUCAAAUUUGUAUCUAAAUGCUCCCCUUGAUCUGUUAAAAUGGUACAAGUUUAGGAGAGAGGGCAAAAUGGACAUCAUCCAUACAGUUUUUGCACCGCUAGAACAGAUUUCAGUCUUAAAGUCUUUUGAGUUUGCUCGCUUAGUGUAGUCUAAAACGGGUUCUUUUCAUCCAUGACAAGCAAUUGAAUGCACUUGAGAUGAGUCAGACUGAUAUCUUUCAGAGGGCUAAUUAGUUGGAUUUCUCUCCUUUUUUGUUGUUGUGUAGCUUUUCUGAUACAGAGAGAAAGAGAGAGUGGCCUUGCUUUUGUCCUUCAUGUACGUGAGCCCUUUUGUCCGAGAGACUUGAUUGUGUCCUGUGUGUUUAUCCAGGACAACGCUAGACAUCUUUCCCAUCACCACCUUCUGUGUUACAAGGGCUACAGGCAAGUUUGUGCAAAACUUUUGUGUUGUUUGUGUCAAAAAGCGAGAGAUGGAGAAAAAGAGAAUAGUCUGAUUGUGAGGUGAGAGUUUUAAUGAAACGAUGAGAACAUUUGUUGUGAAACUAUGGUUACGAUUACUAAUCUGAAGAAUUUGUACAGUCAAAAAUAAAGUUUUACGUAAUGCUUUUAA